UCAAUUUGUUUUUGUCUUUGAUUUAGUUUUGGAAAAGAUCACAGUAUGCUGAGCAAAAUUUUACUCGCUUUGGGAGUCGUGUUGGCUACUUCAGUUUUAGGUAAGAAAAUUUACAAAUUUUCAGUGAUUGAAUUUCCCUGCUAGCAAGUCUCUAUUUGUGCAGGGAAGCGAAGGAGAAGAGACCUCUGCCUAGAUCUGACACGUUUUCUGUCGCGCAUGUGCACAAAUUGCCACGAGUGAUGUUCCCCACGUGAUAUCAAACUGGUUUUUACGGGAGCAACUUGGUAAUUCAAAAACUUACCGUAGUAUGAAGGCAAACAAAUGUAUCUCGGCCCAAUAAAACAGAAAAGAUUGCUUUCUUUUGUUCUUCUGUCACUGCUUUCACAGUUUCAUUCUUUGAAAAUAUCAAUUACAUAACUUAGAGCACUUUCAAACAACAUGAAAAACCUCGAAUAUUUACUAUUUGUUUCCCUAAACCGGUUUCAGAACUUGUUUUACAAACUGGUUUGACUCGUCCACGAUCAUGGACUGAGGAAGUGUCAGAUCUAGGCAGAGGUCUCUUCUCCUUCGCUUUCCUGUACAAAUAGAGACUUCUGUCAGCAGGGAAUGAUUGAAUCACAAUGCUUGAUAAUGUUCCUUGCUAGAAAAGAUAUGGGAAGCUAUAUGUUUCAAGUUACAUAAGAUAUGUAAUUGCUUGAUAUUGCUAGCUAUUAUGAACACGCUGCAAUCCGAUUUGCAGAGAUUUUAACAAACAUCAAAAUUGUUACCAGAGAAGUACCAGGCGGAAAACGAAUUCUAAUAAUAAAUAUUAAAGCCCAGCAAAGUGCUUUUAAAAGAGCCAUAAACCAUUAAAUUUAAAUAUUUUUAAUAAAGAUUUAGUAACGUUUCGUCUUAACUUAAGACAUCUUCAGAAUAUAUUAAAUUACAAGCUGUAAGACUAAUUAAGCAUAAAUUAAAGCUAUCAUAGCAAUAUUAAAUUACAAGAUCUUGAUAAAAGAUUUGUCUUUCGAUCAACUAAACGGCUUUCCACCUUUUUCUCUUUUAAGGACAAAAUACCCAAAGCUCUGGAGUCGGGUGUAGUGUACUCUUUUACGUGUCGAUGCUGUUCCGCAUCGUAUGUGGGUCAAACCACGCGCCAUCUACACACCCGAGUGUCGGAACACCUGGGUAUCACUCCUAUCACUGGCAAACUAAGUAAAAAUCCUCCCCAGUCCAGCAUUUUCUCACAUCUUACAUCCACAGGCCACACUGCUUCUAUUGACGACUUUGAAAUCCUCUCCUCUUGUUCAGAUGACCAAGAACUCCUUAUUCAUGAAAGCCUUCUUAUCUCUAAAAUGAAACCCUCUCUCAACGUUUAAGGCAGUUCAAUUCCUCUUCACCUAUUCUGAUCUCUCUCUUUUUUAUGUUUUGUCUGUAUGUGUUGUCGUCCAAUUUGUAUGUUUUCAUUUUUGUUCGUCACUUCCCUUCAUUACCCUUUCUUAUCCUUACGUUUUGUGUACCUCAUACUCUCUUGUAAUUUAAUAUUGCUAUGAUAGCUUUAAUUUAUGCUUAAUUACUCUUACAGCUUGUAAUUUAAUAUAGUCUGAAGAUGUCUUAAGUUAAGACGAAACGUUACUAAAUCUUUAUUAAAAAAAUUUAAAUUGAAUGGUUUAUGGCUCUUUUAAAAGCACUUUGCUGGGCUUUAAUAUUUAUUAUUAGAAAACAUCAAAAUCUUAUCUCAUAAGACAUAAAUAUUUUGACUUCAAAAUUGGCUGAUUAAAUACAAAAGGAUACUCUAUCCAGUUCUAGUCUCAGGUCAGUGGGAUGACCCUUGCCGGGUCUCUAGAUAUAAAACAGUUUAAAUUAAACUGACAGAGACAAGAUAAUUUGCCACUAAUGAUCUACUGCACGUCUUUUUUUGUUUUAGGGAGUGCUCUGAAAUGCAAUGUUUGUGCAUACUCGACAACACAGCCAAAAGAACAACAAAUAUGUACUGGUGGCCCACUCACCUGUCGAUACGAUCAUACAUAUUGUUACACAACAUCUAUUACUUUCCAAAAUGGCACAAAAGCUGUUGAAAGAAGCUGUGGCACCAGUGCUACUUGCUUCAAUACUGAAAGAGCGUGUAACGUUUUAACCAGACUAUUUGGUCUGAAAUCGUGUGCUUUUGAAUGUUGUACUACCUAUAAUUGCAACAAUUAUACCCCCAGCAGUGCAACUGGUGUCAUGGUGACCAAGUUUACUCUUUCCCUGAUGGUGAUUGUUGGUUUUAUUUUUGCUUGACUUGAUGUACUUUGCGUUUUGACUGUGUAGUUUUACCUAAAUUUACUUAAUUCAAUUGUUGUAAUUUGCCUGAGCGUAAUGAGAUUAUGUGGUAAAACUGUGUGUUUAAAACAAGUUGUUUAAAAUAUGUAGCGUUAUUAGUUUGGGUUAAUUUAGUAGGUGACGUACUAAUACUAUGUAAUAAAUUGAUAAAAGAUAAAAUCAAUUCGUUCCUUAAGGGGCAUGCAUGUGUAAUCAAAUGUACUAAAUAAACUAGUUUUGAGCUAAAGU
Molecule: messenger RNA, 2532 nt
Organism: Paramuricea clavata
Lineage: Eukaryota; Metazoa; Cnidaria; Anthozoa; Malacalcyonacea; Plexauridae
Source: the annotation of a GenBank genome assembly